CUCCACAGAUUUUUCCAAUAAGUCUACGUGCUCAGAGACAUUGUUAAAGACAUACUUAGAGGACCUUGCCAUGGAGCACCACAGAUUCUCCUUAAAAGAAGGUUUGAUUGAUAUUGAUCAAUGGAAAGGUCAUUCAGUUGGGUUUAAUCAGUGCCGAAUGAAGACGGGCUUGAUUCUUACUGGCAAAGGUGAUAAGGUAAUGUAUCUCUGGUCCCUAGAAAGCUACAAAUGUGAGGAAGAAUAUUUUGUUCCAAACACAGUUCCUCUAGUUGACUUGGAUUUUGAUGAGAGCAAGAUUGUUGGUUUGGUUGGUACUCGUAUAUGCAUAUGGAGGCGAAAUGGGAAAAGAAGUAUAUUUCCGUCUAAUGAAGGCACGUUUGUGAAAGGUUUAUGCAUGCAUUACGAUGAUCCAGAGGCAGUGGUCGGAUGUGAGGAUGGCACAGCUCGUUUAUUUGACGUUUACAGUAGAAAGUGUUCUCAAAUAAUCAGGAUGCGUGCUGGGCCUGUAACAUGCUUAUGUUUGUGCGAUGAUCAGUUGAUACUUAGUGGUUCCUCUCUUGGGAGCAUCACUGUCUCGGGUAGUUUAUCUGAUCGGCAGUUAGCAACACUAAGAUCAAGAAUAACAAUAGGAGGCAUAAAGACUUUGUGUUACAAUGCUUGUUCACAUCCAGUGUUUGCUGGAUCAACGUCUGGACAUACAUCUUGUUGGGACCUUCGGUAUGCAUAUAUUAGUUCUAAAUACUAUUUAUGAAUUAGACUUCAAGAGAGUUCUAUUUCAUAG
Messenger RNA from Quercus lobata, 781 nucleotides. RefSeq names its product F-box/WD-40 repeat-containing protein At3g52030-like. The record is from RefSeq and is a predicted model, not a curated record. The coding region runs from base 71 to 751 and encodes 226 amino acids. Gene Ontology annotation, molecular function: protein binding. The transcript has 7 exons. Lineage: Eukaryota; Viridiplantae; Streptophyta; Magnoliopsida; Fagales; Fagaceae.